AUGUCGCCGGUCGCUCGCCGGUCGCUCGGUCGCGGCCCCGCCGGCCCGGCCCGGCCCCGCCGCGCACGCGCCUCCCGCCGCUUCCGGGCGGCCGCUCCGCGCCGCCGCAUCGAUGUCCCGCGCCCGCUCCGCCGCGCCGCCGCCGCCGCCGCCACCGCCGCCGCCGCCGCCGCCACCGGGCCCGGCCGCCGCCUGCUGCUCUCCACCCCCAUCUUCUACGCGAACGGGCCGCCGCACAUCGGGCACCUGUACUCGGCGCUGCUGGCCGACGCGCUGCUCCGCCACCGCCGCCUGCGCGCCGCCGGCCCGGCCCGGCUCUGCACGGGUCAGCGAAGCCCCCGCUCCGAGCCCCUUCCCCGGGGCUGACCCCUUCUGCCGGGGCUGACCCCUUCUGCCGGGGCUGACUCC
Corvus hawaiiensis (hawaiian crow) is the source of this 408-nucleotide messenger RNA. RefSeq names its product methionine--tRNA ligase, mitochondrial-like. Gene Ontology annotation, molecular function: ATP binding; aminoacyl-tRNA ligase activity. NCBI's taxonomy places the organism in Eukaryota, Metazoa, Chordata, Aves, Passeriformes, Corvidae. The transcript is spliced from 2 exons. The coding region runs from base 1 to 366 and encodes 121 amino acids. Gene Ontology annotation, biological process: tRNA aminoacylation for protein translation. The record is from RefSeq and is a predicted model, not a curated record.